CGCCGUCUCGCAUCGCUCACCACCGACCUCGAUCGAUACCGAGUCUCUCUUCUCUUUGAUCGCUCCAGUAAUCCCCACCCCCCGACUCCAGCGAGAUCUUCGCCGCGUCUCGAUACUCCGGCCUUGAUUAUGGAUGCAGCAGGGCCGUCGUCGAAGAGGGUGAUUAUGUAUCGGGCGUGGGAAAGAAGGCUGGAAGAUGUCAGGAUUAGGGACGCGGACGUGAACAAGCUCGUGAUGAACUAUCUCGUCACCGAAGGCUACGCUGAGGCCGCGGAGAAGUUCCAGAUUGAGUCCGGCACCGAACCCGAUAUUGAUCUUGCUACUGUAUUUGAACGCCGGGCGGUGCUAAGGGCUGUGGAAUCUUUCUAUCUGAAGGAGACGAUUGAGAAACUCAAUAGGUUGGACCCUAUGAUACUUGUCAUGAACCGCCAAAUUGACUUCCGUCUUCAACAUCAGAGGAUGAUUGAGAUGAUUCGUGCUGGAGAAAUGGAAAUGGCUCUGCUGUAUGCUGUAGAUGAGAUUUUACCAGGGAUUCAGAAUAAUAUAGAUUUUCUAAAGGAGUUCAUACGGACAACAACCCUUUUCCCGCUCCUAGGUCCGUCGCAACGUUUGAAACUUGUGAGCCAGGUUAAUGCUGCCAUACUAACAAGUCAAAAUCAUGAGAAAGAACCAAAGCUUCCUAUCCUGCUGAAGAUGCUGAUAUGCAUUCAAAACGAACUGGAUGAGAAUGCUGCUUUUCCACUCGUCUGCGACUUGAUGACGACUGAACUUCCAGAUACUGCUUGUCCAUAUCAUCUGUCGUUUUAACCAGGCUUAUUUCUCUGGUGCUCCUGUAUCAAUAUAACAAAGUCAUAGAAAACAGCUUCAUCAGAUGCUGGAAUCUGGACGCUACAUGCACUUGGUGAAUUUGAUUUUGCGCAUCGAGAUUUACAUGUAGGGAUGUAGUGUUGAAACCACAUUUUUCACUGUUGAUCUGCCAGUUCGGCUAUGUGCCUGCUAGAGAUGGAAAUAUCAACAAGUUUCUGAUGGAAAAUGUUUU
Messenger RNA from Musa acuminata subsp. malaccensis (wild Malaysian banana), 1039 nucleotides. Its product is annotated as protein GID8 homolog. Gene Ontology annotation, biological process: proteasome-mediated ubiquitin-dependent protein catabolic process. Lineage: Eukaryota; Viridiplantae; Streptophyta; Magnoliopsida; Zingiberales; Musaceae. The record is from RefSeq and is a predicted model, not a curated record. Gene Ontology annotation, molecular function: protein binding. Gene Ontology annotation, cellular component: cytoplasm; nucleus.